Molecule: messenger RNA, 2724 nt
Organism: Penicillium manginii
Lineage: Eukaryota; Fungi; Ascomycota; Eurotiomycetes; Eurotiales; Aspergillaceae
Product: snoRNA-binding rRNA-processing protein NOP14
Exons: 2
Coding region: 1-2724 (907 amino acids)
Biological process (GO): maturation of SSU-rRNA
Cellular component (GO): Noc4p-Nop14p complex; small-subunit processome; nucleolus
Source: RefSeq, a predicted model, not a curated record
AUGCCGCCUUCGCAAUUGAAGCAGCUGAAGGCUUCGCUUCGGGAUAGCGGGGUCAUCCGCCCCCAGCAGUCUAAGAAGCAAAAGCGCGAGAACGCGAAGACCGGUGCCUCAGCGCAAAAUCGGAACCAGCGCAAUGCCGCUCUGCAAGCAAUUCGAGACCGAUUCAACCCUUUCGAGAUCAAGGCUCCUAGCAACAGAAGCAAAUUCGAAGCGACGACUCGCGAUGGCCCCUCAACAACCGCGAAGGGGUAUCGUCCAGGUGUUACCAAAUCUCUGGGCGAGGAAAGGCGCCGUGCCACACUACUGAAGGAGAUGCAUGAUCGCCACAAGACCGGCGGAUUAGUCGAUCGCCGUUUCGGUGAAAAUGAUCCCACCAUGACCCCCGAAGAACGAGCCGCCGAACGAUUCGCCAGAGAAAGUCAGAAAAAGAUGCGCAAGGAAUCGAUGUUCAACCUUGAAGAUGAGGAGGAAGAUUUCAAACUCACUCACAUGGGUCAAUCAUUGACCCUUGACGGGAAGACUCUCGACGAUUUCGAUGCCGAAGGCCUGGGCGGUGGAGAAUCCGACGACGAAGGAUCGCGGAAACGGAAACGAGCCCUCCCUGAAGAUGGAGAGGAAGAGGAAGAGGAAGAUGAGGACUUUAUUGAUUUUGGAGCUGAGGGCGAGGGUAACCCCGAACGCAAGAAGUCCAAGGCCGAGGUUAUGAAGGAGGUUAUUGCCAAAUCUAAAUUCCACAAGCACGAGCGUCAACAAGCCAAGGAAGAUGACGAUGAUCUACGAGAUGAACUGGACAAGGAACUUCCUGACCUAUUCGAGGCCCUACGCGGUAUGAAGGCUCCGCCCAAGCAAGAUGAACCUGCCCAGCAGGACCUGGCAGCUAUGAACCCAGAGCGCGCGGCUAUGAUGCAAGCACCGGAGCAGCAGGACACAGAAAAGCAAUACGACCAACGACUCAAGCAAUUGACCUUUGACAAGCGGUCCGCACCUACGGAUCGUACGAAGACCGUUGAAGAAAAAGCCGAGGAGGAAGCCGAACGACUGAAGAAAUUGGAGGAUGAUCGACUCAAGCGAAUGCGUGGAGAGAACGUCAGUGAUGAUGAAGAUAUGGCAGACGACGAUAAGGAUUCUUUCUUCGCAGGAGAUGAGUCGGAGGAGGAAGAGGAUGAUGCGAUGGCUUUUGGUCUUCCAACCUCUUCGACUGUGCCACGUCCCGCCGAUAUGGGCGUCGAAGAUGAGGAUGACUUUGUCAUCGACGACGACCUUGUUGAGACAAGGUCAAAUGUCAGUCUAUCUUUGGAUGGCAGCGAUGUGGAGGAAGAGGAGCUUUCAGAAGAUGACGAGCCCGAUGUGGCCGAGCAGGAGGACGAGCUCAUCAAUGGAAUGACCCUCCCAACAUCAACAACUGAGACAGCUGUGGGGAUCACUCAAUCCGCCACUGGUAAAUUGGCUUUCACAUACCCUUGCCCGGCCGAUCACGAUAGUUUCCUUGAAAUUAUCCAAAAUGUGCCAGCUCAGGAUGUCCCGACAGUUGUUCAGCGUAUUCGUGCUCUGCACCACCCGCGUCUCAAGCCCGGCAAUAAGGAUAAACUCGGCAGAUUCGCUGAGAUCCUCGUGGAGCAUAUCGCUUAUAUGGCCGACGAGACAGAGGAGCCCUCCUUCGCUGUCAUCGAGAAUAUUUUGCGUCACAUCCAUUCCUUAGCCAAGACCCACGCCAUUAAUGUGGCAACGGCGUUCCGUGCGCGCCUUCGUGAGAUAUCGAAGGUUCGUCCCCUCAAUCUCAUCCCCGGUGACCUCGUCGUUCUGUCCGGCAUCUCGACAAUCUUCCCUACCUCGGAUCACUUCCACGCUGUUUCCACCCCUGCUCAUCUGUGCAUUGCACGAUACUUGGGUCAAUGCAACGUCGAGGACUUGACUGAUCUGGCAAGCGGUGCCUUCGCUGCAAGCUUGAUUGUUCAGUACCAGGCUAUCUCAAAGAGAUACAUGCCGGAAUUCAUCAACUACGUGUUGAAUGCCCUCUGCAAUCUGGCUCCUACAGAAAUGGCCGCCGAGCUUAGAGCUUUUCCCCCUCGAAAGAUCGCAGAGCACCUCCGCCUGGAAUCCUCCAAGAGGAACUCCUCGCGAAAGCUGCAAUUUGACGAUGUCAUCAAGUCGCCUGUCGAUUCCAAGACCGAGGAAGAACUUAAGAUGUCUCUUAUCACCACAUUCGCCUCUCUUCUUGGUUCCUCUUCGGACAUCUGGUCCGAGAAGUCUGCCUUCACCGAAAUUUUCACCCCGGCGCAGGUUGUACUCCAGCAUAUCUCCAAAUCUUUCAAGAACAAGGUCUUGCCCGUCAAAUCGGCUCUGGAUAAGAUCAACGCGCACCUGAGCCAAGCCCAUCUCACCCGCCGCCCACUCUUCCUCCACGACCACAAGCCGCUAGCUAUCAAAUCCGCCAUCCCCAAGUUCGAGGAGAACUUCAACCCAGACAAGCACUACGACCCGGACCGCGAGCGUGCCGAGACCAACCGCCUCAAGAAGGAGUACAAGCGCGAGAAGAAGGGUGCCAUGCGCGAGCUGCGCAAGGAUGCCAGCUUCGUUGCACGCGAGAAGCUGCGCGAGAAGAAGGAGCGCGAUUCCGAGUACGAGAAGAAGUACAGGAAGCUCAUUGCCGAGAUCCAGAGCGAGGAGGGUCGCGCGGCGAACAAUUACGAGAAGGAGAAGAGGCUUCGCCAGGGCAAGCGCUAA